UGAAAACAUCUUCAAAUUGUUUAUUCUGUAGAAAAUAAAAUGACAUCAUGGUGGUAAUUUCAUGGAAUUAAUGAAUGUAUAAAAACACAAUAAAACACGCUGUGUAAUGUUUGGGAAUUAUUCUUUUUUAGUCGUUUCUUUGCUACAGUCUCACACCAGUUUUACUUUGAAGGUCUCUACCGGAAGCUGCUCCCUCAGAUUGCCUCCCGCUUGUCGCUGCUGUCGGGUGUAGAUAACUUGGCGCUGCUGUGUGAGCGCACACACACUCAGAGCAAGUGAUGGGAGUCGAACUCGCUCCCUGACGCGCGUGUCGCUCACCUGGAGAGAUCUUCAGCUGAGCUCAGCUUUUUUUUUUAUUUUGUCUCUUUUAAGAAUAAAGAUAUAAAUCCAACUUCUCACACAGAGCUGGAGUUGAAGCAGGAGGUUGGAGGUUGGAGGUGGACGCACAGUUCUGCAUCAGUUUUUGUUGCGGGGGGAGAAUUACGCACGGCUGCUCCGGGAUUUUUGCGUCAUGGCUGAGGAGUGAGGCGCCCGCUGCCAACAUGCCUCUUCACUGGAAUAUAACUUUUCCACGGCGGUCCUAUGGAAUAUAGUCCGAUCCUGCACAGCCUACAUGUUGUGCCAUCAUCAUCCCACGUGAAGAACAAACUCUUCGUGUUCUGCAUCAUGCUGUCCCUCUGGGUCUACAUGAUCUACUGCUGCGUCGGAUACUGCUCCACGAUGCCCAACCUGGCGUACAGACACGAGAGCGACGCGGAGGCUGACGGCCGGGGCUCGUCUCUCGGUGCGUCCAGGGACCUCCUGAAUAACGAGAACGACUUGGACAGCAGAGGAGAGGAGUGGGAUGAGAUUAGAGGCGAGGCGAAGGCGCUGGAUGAUAAUGCCAUGUCGGGUUUCCUCAAUGAGUCGGAGAGUAAAAAGUUGCCCCAGGCGAUCAUCAUCGGGGUGAAGAAGGGAGGCACCCGGGCGCUGCUGGAGUUCCUGCGGCUGCACCCGGACAUCAGGGCGGUGGGAGCCGAGCCGCACUUCUUCGACCGCAACUACGACAAGGGGCUGGAGUGGUACAGGGAAUUGAUGCCCAAGUCGUCAGAGGGCCAGUUGACGAUGGAGAAGACCCCCAGCUACUAUGUCACCAAGGAGGUCCCUGCUCGAAUCUACACCAUGUCUAAAGACACAAAGCUCAUCGUAGUCGUCCGGGAUCCCGUCACACGGGCCAUCUCCGACUACACCCAGACUCGCUCCAAGAAGCCGGACAUCCCGUCCUUCGAGAGCCUGACCUUUAAGAACAUGUCGGCGGGUCUGAUCGACACCACGUGGAGCGCCGUUCAGAUCGGCAUGUACGCUAAGCACCUGGAGCGCUGGCUCCAGCACUUCCCCAUGGAGCAGCUGCUGUUUGUUAGCGGCGAGCGCUUGAUUAGCGACCCCGCAGGUGAGAUGGCUCGCGUCCAGGACUUUCUUGGACUCAGGCGGGUGGUCACGGAGAAGCAUUUCCACUUUAACCCGGCAAAGGGCUUCCCCUGCCUUAAGAGACCUGAAGGGAACAGCAAGCCGCACUGCCUGGGCAAAACCAAAGGCAGGACCCAUCCGAAUAUUGACCCAGAGGUGGUGCAGCGGCUACGGGACUUUUAUAAACCCUUUAAUAACAAGUUUUACCAGAUGACUGGUCACGACUUUGGCUGGGACUGACGGAUGUGAUGGACUCAUGCUGGUCCCUCGUCUGUGAUUUUUUAUUUGAUCACUCUAGAGAUAUUGUUGUACAGUAUUUGGUGGUGUGUAAAAAGUUCAGAAGUCUAUUUUAUGAUAAUUUAUUGUUACGAUAUUAACUCACUAAGCUGCCUAACCAGUUUUCUUCGUGCUCUACCACACACAGGUUUAAUUCUCAUGAACAGUUUUGUACAAGCACAAUGUUUUUACGGGUAUUCUGAGCAGGGUCGGUAUCCUUCUUCUUUUUUUUUAUUUCUUCCCCUUGGCUUCGAGUGGAUAUCUCCUCCUUCGACUUUUCCUCCAAAUGUUGCUCUCACUUCACCUUAAACUGAAUGAGAUCCAACUUUACAAACAACUGCUAAUAUCUCCUUAACAUUUGCCUGACCCUCAGAGGUCUGUGGACCCACUUAGUCAGGUCGAUACGGGCCUCAGCUGAUCCAGUGCCACUUGCCAGGUGGAUCAAUACAGUAAUAGCUCCUCAUCAUGUCAAUUAGACCUGAGUGAUGGCAUUGCCUUGAUCUCUGGAGCAGCGCAAUAAAACAUGGAUCCAUUAAUGGUCGUAAGUUUAUGGCUGACCCUUGAGCCAACUUCCAAGUUAAUAUAAUAAUACGAAUUUCCACUGCAAUAUUUUGACUUAACCACUAUUUAUACCGUUUCUACAAAGGAAUGUUGAUUUGGAUCCAAUAGAGGGUCCCGUCACGAUACUUCGGGAUGUUUUUAUCUGAAAAACCCGCUGCUUAGGCUUCAUAACGCCCGAUCAGUUCAUGCUCCUUUAAAAAAAUAUUCAUGUGGCUUAAUCGCAUUCAUCGAUCUGUCCUGAAAUGGCUCCCAUUGAUCAUCCUGUACAGCUCACCACAGGUGAUACGAGACGUGUUGAUGAUGACCCUUAAUCCAACUGACAGAAAAUAAGCAGUCCUCUAAAUCUUUAUCGAGUUUAUUUUUCAGUCGCAGCUGAAGAGAAUUCAAAUAAAACAAUCCUCGGACCAAAACUCCUUAAUUUAAAAGUCAUGCAUGGUUGAGUUUUAGUCAACCUGCUAUGAAAGAAACAUUCGUCAGCAUUUUAACAGACGUCGUUCCACAACGAUGUACCGCGACCCCGCAGUUGAGGCACUACUAUGCUGUAUGCUUUACAAAACGUGAAAAUGAAGCAGCUUAGACGAGUGAGAAGUGGAUUACAAAGGUGCAGUCGUGUCGUUUUUAUGAAGUAAGAAAUAAAAAUGUUUUACCAAAAUCA
Molecule: messenger RNA, 2938 nt
Organism: Acanthopagrus latus (yellowfin seabream)
Lineage: Eukaryota; Metazoa; Chordata; Actinopteri; Spariformes; Sparidae
Gene: hs3st3b1a
Product: heparan sulfate (glucosamine) 3-O-sulfotransferase 3B1a
Exons: 2
Coding region: 583-1686 (367 amino acids)
Molecular function (GO): [heparan sulfate]-glucosamine 3-sulfotransferase activity
Source: RefSeq, a predicted model, not a curated record